AUCACCACUUCUAUCAGCCAGAAGGUCACAGCCUGGACGGGCUUUAUCAGUAUGAAGAAGGGACUGCAAUCCGGGGGGCAGACUCCAACGGGACAUCACAGCAUUGUGGACAAAGAGAAGGAGAUGUGGAAAGAGAAGGGGGAUAAAGAAUGGCAGAGCAGGAGGGUUGAGAGGAAGCUUCUGGCCUUUUGGAUGUCCCUGUCCCAGGGGAGGUGGAUCCUCUUCAGACCCCGAGACAGACCAGGCUUCCAGCGCUCAGCCUCGGCCGCUCGGCUGCUGAAGAGUGAGGCGUGAUAGGUGAAAGGAGGGAUGUGUGUGUUUGUAUAUGUGUGUGUGCAUGUGUGUAGUGAUUAGUGAAGAUCUGUCAGAUGCAAAGGUGUCAGAAGAGGCCAACAGACCUGCAGCAAUUGGACUUAUGUGUUUGUGUGCGUACUCCACUAUAGAGGAUGUAGUGACCCAUGUUCCCACUGAGGAUCUUUGUGAUGCCACCAACACCAAACCUCUAAGGUAGACUUGAAGCAAUCAAAUCAGACCCUUUGUUGCAAAUAUUUAAUCUUAAGAAUGAUGUUUAAGAUCUAAACAGGAAGUGGAGUUUUACCCCUGAGUCUAAGUCUCAGAACAGAGCUGAACCUUUAGGUGGCGAUGGGUUCAUACCUAAAGCUAUGGUGGUGACACAUCGGGUCCUGGAGCUCCGGUUACAGGGAAAGAAGCUGAGGGGCUUCACCUGCAAACUGACUCGCUCAGGCCUCAGCUUUCUACCAGAAAACUCAUGGAGCAUUGAGAAACAGGUCCUACUCCCUUAUCUGGUGUCUGGACUGGGAAUGGUGGCAGCCAGGAUGGUCAUGGACAUAGUGCAACACUGGGAGGUGUUCCAAGAGAUCUCUGAGGUGUUUAUCUUGGUGCCAGCUCUGGUGGGGCUGAAGGGAAAUCUAGAGAUGACACUGGCAUCCAGGCUGUCAACAGCAGCGAACACCGGGCAGCUGGAUGAAGCCCAGCAGCGGUGGAGAAUGGUGAUCUGUAACAUGGCCCUGAUUCAGGUGCAGGCUACAGUUGUGGGCUUCCUGGCAGCCAUAGCUGCUUUGGUUCUGGGUUCUCUGACCAGGGCAAGGGUCGAUGGUAUGCAGGCUAUCAUCCUGUGUGCCAGCAGCAUCACCACAGCCUUCAUUGCUGCGCUUGCUCUAGGUUUGGUGGUGGUAGUGGUGAUUAUUGGCUCUAGAAAGGUUGGAGUCAACCCAGAUAACGUGGCCACGCCCAUUGCUGCCAGUCUCGGUGACCUAAUCACCCUGUCCCUGCUCGCUGGUGUCAGCAGCUUCUUCUUUACCUACAGAGACAGGUGGUACCUUCCCUCAGUGGUGUGUGGCUUUUUCCUGCUCCUUAUCCCUGUGUGGGUCAUCGCUGCCAGACGCAGUCCACCAAUCAGAGAGGUCCUAAAUUCGGGCUGGCAGCCAGUUAUUUUGGCCAUGUCUAUCAGCAGUAUCGGAGGUCUGAUUCUGGAUAAAACUGUGAGCAAUCCCAACUUUGAAGGCAUGGCUGUGUUCACACCAAUCAUCAACGGUGUUGGAGGAAAUCUAGUGGCCAUCCAGGCAAGCAGGAUGUCUACGUACCUCCAUUCCUGGAGCGUUCCUGGAGCUUUUCCGCUCCAAAUGAGAACAAACUGUCCUGGGCCCUGCGUCACCUUCUUUUCCUCAGAUGUGAACUCUAAAUCUGCCAGAGUACUGGUCACCCUUGUCGUGCCGGGUCACUUCCUCUUCCUGUACACUGUCCAGCUACUGCAGGGAGGACACACCCCCUUGACGCCUACCUUCAUCUUCUGCUACCUGUGUGCAGCUCUGCUUCAGGUGGUGAUUCUGCUCUACUCUGCCACCCUGAUGGUCCGCUGGCUGUGGAGGAGGAGCUUGGACCCAGACAACUACUCCAUCCCUUACCUCACAGCUCUGGGGGACCUGCUGGGCACGGGUUUCUUGGCCCUGACCUUCAGACUCCUCACCAUGGGCAGCUCUAACCAGACUGGACUUUGAGCUGUUAUAGUGCAGAAUUUCAGCACCAGUUUCUCCCAUCAGGCUGAAGGAUACAGCUUGAAGGACAAUGAUACAAAAUCAAAGCAUAUUAUGCUUCAUUAACGAGGGAAAAAAAGCUUAUGAAAGGUAU
This is a messenger RNA of Cyprinodon variegatus (sheepshead minnow), 2148 nucleotides long. Its product is annotated as solute carrier family 41 member 1-like. The transcript has 10 exons. Gene Ontology annotation, molecular function: monoatomic cation transmembrane transporter activity. Gene Ontology annotation, biological process: monoatomic cation transport. The record is from RefSeq and is a predicted model, not a curated record. The coding region runs from base 663 to 2018 and encodes 451 amino acids. Lineage: Eukaryota; Metazoa; Chordata; Actinopteri; Cyprinodontiformes; Cyprinodontidae. Gene Ontology annotation, cellular component: plasma membrane.